AUGAACGCGCAGCUGGCGAUGGAGAACAUCGGCGAUCUGCACGGGGUGAGCCAUGAGCCGGUGCCCGCCGCCGCCGACCUGAUGAGCGGCAGCCCCCACCACCGGAGCGCGGUGGCCCACCGCGGCAGCCACCUGCCGGCCCACCCGCGCUCCAUGGGCAUGGCGUCCAUCCUCGACGGCGGCGACUACCACCACCACCACCGUCCGCCCGACCACGCGCUGACGGGCCCCCUGCACCCCACCAUGACCAUGGCCUGCGAGACACCCCCCGGCAUGAGCAUGAGCAGUACCUACACCACGUUGACCCCUCUGCAGCCUCUACCUCCCAUCUCGACGGUCUCGGACAAGUUCCCUCACCACCACCACCACCAUCACCACCACCCACCCCACCAGCGGAUACCGGGCAACGUGAGCGGCAGCUUCACGCUCAUGCGGGACGAGAGGGGUCUGGCGUCUAUGAACAAUCUCUACACCCCCUACCAUAAGGAUGUUACCGGCAUGGGGCAAAGCCUCUCUCCGUUGUCUGGAUCGGGCCUGGGGAGCAUCCACAACUCCCAGCAAGGGCUGCCCCACUACGCUCACCCCAGUGCCACCAUGCCCGCCGAGAAAAUGCUCACCCCAAACGGAUUUGAAGCCCACCACCCUGCCAUGUUAGCCAGGCAUGGCGACCAACACCUCACCCCCACCUCCGCUGGCAUGGUGCCUAUCAACGGGAUCCCACACCACCCCCAUGCCCACUUGAAUGCCCAGAGCCACGGGCAGAUCCUGGGCUCUGCCAGGGAGCAAAACCCUUCUGUAACUGGUUCGCAGGUCAACAGUGGAAGUAAUUCAGGGCAAAUGGAAGAAAUCAAUACCAAAGAAGUAGCUCAGAGGAUCACCACCGAGCUCAAGCGGUACAGCAUCCCCCAGGCUAUCUUCGCCCAGAGGGUGCUGUGCCGCUCUCAAGGGACCCUCUCAGACCUGCUGAGGAACCCCAAGCCCUGGAGCAAGCUCAAAUCCGGCCGGGAGACCUUCCGCAGGAUGUGGAAGUGGCUCCAGGAGCCGGAGUUUCAGCGGAUGUCUGCUCUGCGGCUGGCAGCGUGCAAGAGGAAAGAACAAGAGCACGGGAAGGAUAGAGGGAAUACACCCAAAAAGCCUCGGUUGGUCUUCACGGAUGUCCAGCGUCGAACUCUACAUGCAAUAUUCAAGGAAAAUAAGCGUCCAUCCAAAGAAUUACAAAUCACCAUUUCCCAGCAGCUCGGGUUGGAGCUGAGCACCGUCAGCAACUUUUUCAUGAAUGCACGGAGGAGGAGUCUGGAUAAGUGGCAAGACGAGGGCAGCUCCAAUUCAGGCAACUCAUCUUCUUCAUCAAGCACUUGUACCAAAGCAUGA
Messenger RNA from Gymnogyps californianus (California condor), 1371 nucleotides. It is a transcript of the gene ONECUT1, whose product is annotated as one cut homeobox 1. Gene Ontology annotation, molecular function: DNA-binding transcription factor activity, RNA polymerase II-specific; RNA polymerase II cis-regulatory region sequence-specific DNA binding. NCBI's taxonomy places the organism in Eukaryota, Metazoa, Chordata, Aves, Accipitriformes, Cathartidae. Gene Ontology annotation, biological process: regulation of transcription by RNA polymerase II. The record is from RefSeq and is a predicted model, not a curated record. Gene Ontology annotation, cellular component: nucleus.